GAAUCUCUUUAUUAUCUCAACAUGGACACAGAAUCAACUGUCACCAAAGAAAAAAGUAGAAGUUUGUCGGGAAAUCAAGAAAGAAUUAAAGACUUUUUUGAAUUUUCUAAACCACCUCAAAAUAUAGAAUUCUUUGAGGAGUUGUUGAUGAAUUUUAUUUCGGAACAUGAGAAUAGCAAUAGGAAAAUUGUCCUUAUUACGAGUGGCGGAACAACUGUACCCCUAGAAAGCAGGACUGUCCGCUUUAUUGAUAAUUUUAGUGCUGGAACAAGAGGAUCAUCCUCUGCUGAGCAUUUCUUAAAGAAUGACUAUGCAGUAGUUUUUUUGCAUAGAAAAGGUUCAUUGGAACCGUUUAAAAGAUCUUUACCACCACGUGACUUCUUAGAAGCUCUUACAGUUACUAAAGAUGAUGUUGUUCAAGUUAAGCCUUCCUACUGUUCAUUUAUCAAGAAAUUAUUAUAUGAAUAUGAGAAAUGCAAGAAUGAGAAACUAUUGCUGAGCAUAUGUUUCACUACAUUGGAUGAAUAUUUGUAUCUCCUGAAGCUAUGCUCACAAGGUCUCAGUAAUUUAGGGCCAAGAGUUAUGUUCUACUUAGCCGCAGCAGUUUCAGAUUUCUACAUUCCCAAUAAUGAACUGCCUGAACAUAAAAUUCAGUCCAGUGCUGGACCUUUGAAUAUUAAAUUACAUUUGGUACCUAAGAUGCUAUCGCCCCUUGUUUCCGAGUGGGCAUCCUCUGCCUUUGUAACCUCCUUCAAACUGGAGACUGAUCCUAAAUUGCUUAUACCGAAAGCCAAAAAGGCGCUAGAAAAGUACAAACACCAAGUGGUUAUUGGAAACGUAUUAGAUACGAGAAAGCGGGAAGUCUACUUAGUUACGACCGAAAACGUAACUCCCAUUCGAUUGAAAAAUUUCGACAUCACCAAAGGUGUCGAAAUCGAACAAUAUCUCGUUGAACAACUGAUUAAAGAUCAUCAUAUCUUCAUUAAUUCGAAUUUAUCGAAUAAACGAGAUCAGAAGAAAAAAACUGAACAAUCACACGAAGUCGACGUUCCUGCAGAAGAUAUUUCCAGCACAUCUUAA
Dimorphilus gyrociliatus is the source of this 1080-nucleotide messenger RNA. NCBI's taxonomy places the organism in Eukaryota, Metazoa, Annelida, Polychaeta, Dinophilidae. The record is from the annotation of a GenBank genome assembly.